UGGUGGAUUGUUGAGACUGGGGAUUUGAAUGUACUCAAUUUUUAUUUUCAAGUAAAAGAAAUUAAACUAUAAUUUACAAAUAUAAACAUACCAUAAUGUUUUUGAAAAUGUACUAGUGUUCUAGCUCUCAAUCAAACAGUCUGCGUUCGCUGUUUUUAAAUCAUAAACUUAUAUUAGCCUGUGCGCAAGUUUGUUAUAAUGGACGAAGAAGACGAAUACAUUGAAAACACUUGGGCUUACUUAAACAUAUUAUCUUUAUGCGGGGAACCAACGCUUUACGAAGGACUACGGUUUGCUAAAGAUUUGAUUUUGCCUAAUGUAUGCCUUCGCCUCAUUAUACAGUAUGUGCCUAUGCCUCAUACAGUGAGGCACAGUUUGUCCCUCAUCAUCGGCAGUUUUCUUUUAUACUUCAAUAUCGGGUCCAAUUUUAUUUGGACUAUUGGACUUACCACAGGUUCAUAUGUAUCCAUUAUAGCUGUAUCUGUUGUAACAAAAAAAUGGAGAGGACUUUAUAUUUCUAUUUGUGUAAUUUUGUUUUUAUUGCUUUGUGAGAUUUAUGUAUUAAAUCCAAAACUGUGGCAGCAAAUAAGGGGUGUUCAAAUGAUAGCAGCAAUGAAGAUUAUUUCAGUAGCUAUUGAACUAGAUCGAGAUUUGUUUAAGCAAAUGUUGAACCCAAUCGAAUUUGGGGGGUAUGUUCUUUGUCCAGCAAACUGUAUCUUAGGGCCAUGGAUAUCAUUCCAAACCUAUAAUGAAUAUCUUGAUGUUAGAUUUCUGUCUAGCAGAUGGAUUAAGAUAAUCUUUAGAUACCUUGUGCUAUCAAUGGUAUUUUUACUACUGUCUAAUUGUUUUAUACCUGGUUACAUAGAUGAAAGUGCAACAAAAUGGUUAGUAGCCUAUCGUGAUGCUCAAGCAUUUCGGAUGUCUCACUACUUUGUCUCAACUAUGUCAGUUGUAUCUAUGACAAGUGCUGGGUUUGGAUUAUCUAAUGAUUGUCACUCAGAGUUACAAGUAACAAAACCAAUGCUUAUUGAACUCCCACGGUCACUUGUCCAAGUAGUUAUUUUUUGGAAUAUCCCAAUGCACCAGUGGUUAAAGAACUAUGUAUUUAAAACAUGCCAACCAUAUGGUCAAUUUAUUUCAAUCUUUACAACAUAUGCAGUGUCAUCUUUGCUACAUGGAUUUAACUUUCAAUUUUCAGCUGUCCUUCUUAGCAUAGGUACAUUUUCCUAUGUGGAAUACAAUUUCCGUUACAAAAUAGCAUCUGCAUUGGAAGUGUGUUGUUUAGCCAACCCUUGUGUGAAGCAAUGUGAACAUAAAUACAAGAAGAACAGUUUACUAGCAGUUGUUGUAAACACUCUAUUUUCACUUGUUACUGCUAUUCAUUUAGCUUACUUAGGUGUAAUGUUUGAAGCAUCCUUUUCAGUGCAAGAAACUGGUUAUUCAUAUUACCACACUAUAAGUAAAUGGGAAAACCUCAAUUACUUUAGCCAUGGCCUUGCCGCUUUCAUGUAUGUGAUAUAUUUAAUGAUGUGAUUGUCUAUUUAAAAUUAAGCCAUUUUGACAAAAGUAUUUUAACUAACUUAUUAAGCAAAAUGAUCUCAAAAAUUUUGUACCAGUUUAGUAAACAAUAUGCUAUUAUUAAUUCUUCUAUGUUGCUUGCUUAAGCAUAAAACUAGAUAAGUUUGGUUCAAAAUAAUAUUAGAGAAGUUAGUAUAAGAGCACUACAGAUUUUGCUUGGGCAACAUUAUGACAAAAGUUGUUACUCUUGUAUAAUGUUAGCCCAAUACUGAUAUUUUAUAAUAUUAUUGGUCAAUUAUCAUAUAAUAAUAUUGGCUUAAUGCUUAAAGAUUCCUUGUACUCAUUUAGUGUGGUUUAAGCUACACUAUGUAAACCAUAGAGAAGGUGCCAGUUGAAAAAUACUGUUAACAUGGCCCAUUUGUAUUAACGCUUAUUACUCCUUAGUAGAUCUUAGUUUAGCCUCUUGAUAAAGUAAAGAUUAGUAUAAAGACUAUGUCAGACACAACCUGAUGUGAUGACCUUCAAUUGACCAUCUUGCACUCAAGGAAAUCUUUCAAACUUGCACUCUAGGAAAUUGCAAUAUUGUGUGUUUAGACUUUUAAAUACUGUUCCAGUUCAAAAUUAUAAUCAUUUGUGUAGUUCAUGUGUAUAUCAUUGAUGAUCAGGGUUAAUCAUUUCAUUCCAAUCAUAAUCAAAUAAAAUAAAAUGUUUACUUUGUAUUUCUUUAUUAUGGUAAGCUAGGUAAUCUCACUAAGAUAAGUCUUUUUCACAAUAUACUAUUUGUCUAGUUUACUUAUGGGUAUGUCUGUGGUAAGACAAAAAAAGUUUUAAAUAACUUAGAACCAACUUUAUUAAUAAUAUAGCACAAAUUUAAUGGCAUUUAAUGCACAUAUUUUUAUUGUCAGUAUUUUACAUUUGUGUUGUGUAUGCUAAUAUCUAUAAUCUUAUUUAUAAGUACUUAAUCUGCAAUGUUUUUU
Molecule: messenger RNA, 2495 nt
Organism: Pararge aegeria (speckled wood butterfly)
Lineage: Eukaryota; Metazoa; Arthropoda; Insecta; Lepidoptera; Nymphalidae
Gene: por
Product: protein-serine O-palmitoleoyltransferase porcupine
Exons: 1
Coding region: 199-1533 (444 amino acids)
Biological process (GO): lipid modification; Wnt protein secretion; canonical Wnt signaling pathway
Cellular component (GO): endoplasmic reticulum; membrane
Molecular function (GO): Wnt-protein binding; palmitoleoyltransferase activity
Source: RefSeq, a predicted model, not a curated record